AACUAAUUACAAAAGCUAAACUAAGCUCAACUAUCUUCUUCUAAUUCUUGUGCUUUGAAUCUGGUCCACACAAUUAGUCUAACAGACCUCGCCCUACUCAAUUAUCACACAAACCCUCGUCUUCUCAUGGCGUUUCUUUUUUCUUCUUUUUACCUGUAGAACCAACCACUGGUUCACUUCAAUUCAAUUUCUAUUCUUCUUGAUUAAAUUAUUAAUUUCAAUUUUAUACUUUUUUUUUUUGAAUUUUGAUUUGUUAAUUAAUAGAAUUAAUGGCAGAUGUUGUUCGAUUACUAUCCUCCUCUCACUCUCUUUGUUUCUCUUCGUCUUCUUCUAUGUUCACCGCCAAUGUGAAUUCAGUGCCGCCUCCUUGUAAUUCUUUUAGUAAUAAUAGUUAUUUAGAUAAUAAGAAGAUUUAUCCUUUAAUUUGUUCUUCUGACUAUGCUCCCCGGUUCACUUCCAUACCCAGAAAGCAAGUGUUUGAAUCUUUUAAGGUUCAUGCAACUAUCGCUGAAACUGACCAGCCAAAAUGGUGGGAGAAGAGUGCAGGACCAAAUAUGAGUGACAUUCAUUCUACAGAAGAAUUUUUGAGUGCCUUAAGCCAAGCUGGUGAUAGAUUAGUUAUUGUUGAGUUUUAUGGAACCUGGUGUGCAUCUUGUCGAGCAUUAUAUCCCAAGCUCUGCAAGACAGCCGUAGAACAUCCAGAGAUUGUAUUCCUGAAAGUGAAUUUUGAUGAGAACAAGCCUAUGUGCAAAAGUUUGAAUGUUAAAGUUCUUCCUUACUUCCACUUCUAUCGCGGUGCUUAUGGACAAUUGGAGUCCUUUUCAUGCUCGCUCGCUAAGUUCCAAAAAAUAAAAGACGCUAUCGCAUUGCACAACACAGCCCCAAGCAGCUCCGGACCGCCAAAAGAAAUCGGAGAACUUACUCUUGAAUCUGUUUCUACUCCAACAGAGAAGCCAACAUGAAGAUAGGAUUGUUCAGUUUAGUUGAAGCAGUUGUCUAUAUAGCAUACUUUUGGUAUAUAUAUAUUGCUGCCUAAUCAAACUCUGUUGUAGAGGUAGCCUCUGUUAUUCUCUGUAUAUUUUCAUUUUUCUUGAGCAAAAAGUUACUCAUCCUUGUUGCAUUCUUUGUCAUUCUUGUUCCCCUUGUGAUGCUUGUAACUUGGAACACUAGUAGAACGGAAAUAUAGUAUCUGAAAUAUUCUUGUA
Molecule: messenger RNA, 1205 nt
Organism: Mercurialis annua (annual mercury)
Lineage: Eukaryota; Viridiplantae; Streptophyta; Magnoliopsida; Malpighiales; Euphorbiaceae
Product: thioredoxin-like 2, chloroplastic
Exons: 4
Coding region: 270-962 (230 amino acids)
Biological process (GO): cell redox homeostasis
Source: RefSeq, a predicted model, not a curated record